GCUGGUUAUUUGUUUUCGGAAAGUCUCGACGAACGGAUCAGGAGGUUCGAGUCUAUCAGAGGAGAAGGAGGUUCGUCGUCGUUUGUUGGAACCGUGCCCAGUGACUUGGUGAAAAAUUAUUUCUGGAGCAGCAGCAGAAGCAGGCAAAAGUGAUUCAAGGCCCAUCCCGAGGUCAACCCAGACCAUGAAGAACACGUUAUUACCGAUUCUCGCCGUGGGACUCGUGUCCCUGGCAGCGGCCCAGUACGGGCCAGCCCCACCUCGGAUCAACAUCCCUGGGGCCAUUCCGCUGCCCGUAGACAACCGACCGGCACCGAUUCCGCGGGCCCAGCCCAUCCCGGAGCGGUUCUUCUCGACCGAAAAGGAACUGUCCUCGAACGCGCAACGCUUUAACCUGGCGGCCCCGGAACAACCACAGCAACGACCGGCGCCGGUUCCCGCGCCCAAACAGUACCGGCCCGCGCCCCAGCAGGUCGUCCAGCAGCGGCCAGCUCCGGCUCGUAUCCAGCAGCAGCACUACGACGAGGACCGUCCGACGAGCCAGCGCCAGCAGGCCGAGGACGACCGACGCAAGAAGCCAGUGGCGCAGAUUCUGCGAAAGUGGCGCGAAGAGCACGAAGAUGGCAGCAUCACGUGGGGCUUCGAGAACGACGACGGUUCCUUCAAGGAGGAAACCAUCGGCAUUGACUGCGUCACACGCGGAAGCUACGGCUACGUCGACCCGGACGGCGAGAAGCGCGAGUACACCUACGAAACCGGCAUCCUGUGCGACCCGAACAAGCGCGACGAGGAGGAAGAGGAAGAGGAGGAUGAGCUGCAGCUGAAGAACAAGGUGAAGCGGCCAAAUCAGCAGCAGCAGGGCCAGCAACAGCAGCAGCAGCAGUACUAUAGAAACUAGGAUGGAGAUUGAUUUCUUCUCCUAGUGGCGCAUCUUUGUCAUUAGGAUUGUAUUUAUUUUUUUUUACAUUUUACGAGUUAAGAUUUCCGAAUGAAGCAAGCGAGAACUUGUGUGGACAGAGGAGACUCACGAAGAAUUGGUAAUAAAAAUUACGAGGAUUUCUUUUGUACUGAAUAAAACGUGGCGGAAGCCAUCCAAAUAUUA
This is a messenger RNA of Culex pipiens pallens (northern house mosquito), 1102 nucleotides long. RefSeq lists its product as uncharacterized. Lineage: Eukaryota; Metazoa; Arthropoda; Insecta; Diptera; Culicidae. Gene Ontology annotation, cellular component: chitin-based extracellular matrix. The record is from RefSeq and is a predicted model, not a curated record. Gene Ontology annotation, molecular function: structural constituent of chitin-based larval cuticle. The coding region runs from base 185 to 898 and encodes 237 amino acids. The transcript is spliced from 4 exons.